CAUUUCUCUUUGCCAUCGGUGACUAGGUUGCAUCAUUUUCUGCCCGAGAUUGCUGUGCGUGAUCCACUUAGCCGGGAGCGCCAGCCCGCUUCCAGCGCCUCUCCUGGCCCUCUCCACACCUGUUCCUGCGCCCGGCCCGGCUGUCUCCCGAGGGAUGGCUCCCAGAACCAGACACAACUAGUGGAUUGCGCCAGCUCCGCCUGAGCCAUUCAUUGAGAGUUCAGUCUUUCACUAGAGCCCAAGUCCCUCACCUUCUCCAGCUCCGAGCUGCGGGCAACGCCAUGGAGAAGAGCAGUGAAACCAACGGCUACCUAGACAGCGCCCAGGCUGGGCCUGCAGCGGGGCCUGGAGCGCCCCGGCCCACCGAAGGACGCGCGCGGCGCUGCCUCGGCUUUCUCCGGCACCAUGCGCUGGUGCUGCUCACCGUGUCUGGGGUGGUGGCGGGCGCCGGUCUCGGCGCGGCACUGCGCGGGCUGGGGCUUAGCCGCACGCAGGUCACCUAUCUGGCCUUCCCCGGGGAGAUGCUGCUCCGCAUGCUGCGCAUGAUCAUCCUGCCCCUGGUGGUCUGCAGUCUGGUGUCGGGCGCCGCCUCUCUGGACGCCAGCUCUCUUGGGCGCCUGGGCGGCAUCGCCAUCGCCUACUUCGGCCUCACCACUCUCGGCGCGUCUGCGCUCGCCGUCGCUUUGGCGUUCAUCAUCAAGCCUGGGUCUGGCGCGGAGACCCUUAAGUCCAGCGACCUUGGGCUGGAGGAUUCGGGCUCCCCUCCGGUCCCCAAAGAGACAGUGGAUUCCUUCCUCGACCUGGCCAGAAACCUGUUUCCCUCAAAUCUUGUGGUUGCAACUUUUAAAACGUAUGCAACUGAUUAUAAAAUGGACCCCCACAACGUGAGCAAUGGAAACAUAACCCUUGAGAAGAUCCCAUUUGGCACCGAGAUCGAAGGGAUGAACAUUCUGGGAUUGGUCCUUUUUGCCCUCGUGUUAGGAGUGGCCCUAAAGAAACUAGGCUCUGAAGGAGAAGAGCUCAUCCGUUUCUUCAAUGCCUUCAACGAGGCGACGAUGGUGCUGGUGUCGUGGAUUAUGUGGUAUGUUCCUGUGGGGAUCAUGUUCCUGGUUGGAAGCAAGAUUGUGGAAAUGAAGGACAUCGUCGUGCUGGUGACCAGCCUUGGGAAAUAUAUCUUGACGUCUAUGUUGGGCCAUGUUAUUCAUGGAGGAAUUGUUCUGCCGCUUAUUUACUUUGUUUUCACACGAAAAAACCCAUUCAAGUUCCUCUUGGGCCUCCUCACACCAUUUGCGACAGCAUUUGCCACCUGCUCCAGCUCAGCAACCCUUCCCUCCAUGAUGAAGUGUAUCGAAGAGAACAACGGUGUAGACAAGCGGAUCAGCAGGUUCAUUCUCCCCAUCGGAGCCACCGUGAACAUGGACGGCGCAGCCAUCUUCCAGUGCGUGGCCACCGUGUUCAUCGCCCAGCUCAACAACAUCGAGCUGAAGGCAGGGCAGAUCUUCACGAUUCUAGUGACAGCCACGGCGUCCAGUGUUGGAGCGGCAGGCGUGCCGGCCGGAGGGGUCCUCACCAUCGCCAUUAUCCUGGAGGCCAUUGGGCUGCCCACUCGUGAUCUCUCUCUGAUCCUGGCUGUGGACUGGAUUGUGGACCGGACCACCACCGUGGUGAAUGUGGAGGGGGACGCCCUGGGUGCGGGCAUUCUCCACCACCUGAAUCAGAAGGCGAUGAAGAAAGGGGCGCAGGAACUGAGCGAGGUGAAAGUGGAAGCCAUCCCCAACUGCAAGUCAGAGGAGGAGACGUCACCGCUGGUGACACACCAGAACCCGGCGGGCGGCCCUGCUGCCAGCGCCGUGGAACUGGAAUCCAAGGAGUCGGUUCUGUGAUGGGGCUGGGCUUCCAGCUUGCCUGCCAUCGGUCGUGCCCACCCUGUCAGUCCAGCCACCGGACACCGGGCGCCGCCCACCGCCCUCACCGACUUUAGCCUCCGGGCAAUGCGUUGGCCCAAUCACCGGUUUGAGGAUCACUUCUCAGCACAGGCAGUGGGCUUCCCAGCCAGAACUGGUUCCUGGGGACUAGGACACUGACAUUCAGCUUGAUCCCCGUCUAGAUGCAACCAUGUGCGCGCACCAGGGUCCGUCUGAAACACGCCAUCGAGCUGCCAGGCUCGGGGAAACAACAGGCUCAGUCAAAGCUUGGGAACAUGCAGAUGUGCCCUUCACUGCACCCAGUCACCGCGGUGGGUGCUUUCUAGGCAAACUUAGGGGGUUUGCAGUCAUCGGUCACAUUGCCUUGCGAGCCUUAGUGAUUGGAUAAUUCCCAAAUUCUUCGCCUUGAAUGGAAUUCGCUGAGCUGGGACUCUGGGUGUUAGAGUUUGUGCUUACAAUUAGGUACAGCUGGCUUCUGGUUCAAGGGUUGUUGGUGGACUGGCGGUGCUGCACAUUGUCAAGUUAGAAAUACUCCAGAUGGUGGUAGGGCUGCUGGCUUCUCUGGUCAGAGGCAUUGAGUAAACUGUAAGUGCUGAGAUCAAAGAAAGGAGCAGGGAUGCAGCCUGCAGGGGAAAGGGAAGCAUCUUAACCAGACAGGAUGCACACACACACACACACAUUCUCAUUCUCCUCCCAGCCCUGGGGAAGUUUGCAGCUUUGUGACCUGGGCCUCUGACAACACUAUAGCUUCCUCGCCAUCCACUCUGCUGCAGGAUCCUGGUUGGUUUCUCAAUCUACUAUUUUUUGUUGUUGUUAAUCCUCCUGAGGGUCUAUCCCCCUCCCCCUCCCCCCCGCACCCCACUGAUUUUUUAGAGAGAGUGGAAGGGAGGGGGGGAGACAGAGACACAUCAAUUGGUUGCCUCCCACACACACCCCAACCAGGGCCAGGGGUCAAGCCUGCAACUGAGGUACGUGCCCUUGACCGGAAUCAAACCCAGGCCCUUUCGGUCUAUGGGCUGACAUUCUUACCACUGAGCCAAAACGGCCAGAGAUUUAUUUUUAUUUUUAUUUUUUUUACCUAAGUGAUACCUCUCUCCAAAGCCCUUGGUCUCCUGGUGAAGACACCAUUUAUGAGUGGGGCUUUGCUUUCUGUGCAUUAGCCACUUCCUCACACCGCUCGUUCUCUGUGUACCUCCUCCGCAGCAUCAGAGGCAGCCUCUCCUAGGUCCCCCAAGAUUUCAUGAACCAGCCAUCGCCCCUGCCAUUGCAUUUCCAGGUACCGGCUUCCCUGUGACUGCCAGGCCCAGGCCCCGUUUCUGCCACCCCUCCGCAGCCCGUCAAAGCCCCCAGACUUUCACCCUCAGCCAUUCCCUUGCUUUCCCUGUUGCUGUGGUUUCGCUGUCACCCAGGCCCUGCAGGAGGGAAACACGCCUUUGCAAUGUGUGUUCCAUUGCGAUGAGUCUGGGUGGAUGGUACAGAGAUGGCCAGACUCCUCUGUUAUAAAAUCAGAGGCCUGAGCCUAAGUCAAAGGGGUGAGGAGGAGCCAUGAUGCACAGAGCUGACCCAGCUCCCUGAAACCUUUAAACCAGUGAAGCCACGCCCCUUUCCUGUGAUGCCUGGAGUGGCUAGGAACUGAGCUGAGGUGUGUCAAAACCUUUUUUUUUUUUUUUUAAAUAGAUUUUAUUGAUUUUUUACAGAGAGGAAGGAAGAGGGAUAGGGAGUUAGCAACAUCGAUGAGAGAGAAACAUCGAUCAGCUGCCUCCUGCACACUCCCCACUGGGGAUCGAGCCUGCAACCAAGGUACAUGCCCUUGGAAUCGAACCCGGGACCCUUGAGUCCGCAGGCCGACACUCUAUCCACUGAGCCAAACCGGUCAGGGCUAUCUCAAAACCUUUACCCCCUGGCUAGAGCUUGCUGAUACCCUUCUGUUUUCAGAGGGGGAGACAAUCACAUUGAUUACAAACUGCAAAUGGACAUUCGCUGCUUCUAAGGCUUUAGCAUAUUUCGUCUUUCCCUCUUCCACAGAUUUAUGGUUGUAUGUGCACACACAUAUGUAUGUGUGUGUGUGUGUUGUUUGAGCUCCAAUCCAAGCAAGUUUGAGUGUGGAUAGAGGUGACCUAACUGCAAGCUGAAUGGCUCUGGCAUCCUGAUUUUCCUGUUUCUAACGGUGAAUUUCACAAAACGAGGACGUUAGAGCUGCGCAGUGAGACCCGGUGACUGCACGUUGUCUGUGCUGUGCCUGGAAACGCAGCACAGAGAGCGCGAGCUCGGCCUGAAGCAGGUUCUUCCCGAUAGUGAUCACCCCCUCCCCUGGGAGGGGGUAGGUGCUGUUUUUCUGUCUGUUUCUCCGUGCACAAGAGCAAUCAGACCAGGAGUGACCUGGCUGGGAAAAGUCCCACUUUCUCAUUGUCUGAAGAUGUCUCCCCCACGAUUCUCUUGUAACUCGUCGUAAAUACUGUUCCAGUACCGUUCAUCUCUGUUUUGUAUGUGUGACAUUUGCCUUAAACAUAGCAGUCUUCAACAAUGAAUACAGUGUUUCUACGA
Myotis myotis is the source of this 4469-nucleotide messenger RNA. It is a transcript of the gene SLC1A4, whose product is annotated as solute carrier family 1 member 4. The transcript is spliced from 8 exons. Bases 282 to 1883 code for a protein of 533 amino acids. Gene Ontology annotation, molecular function: L-serine transmembrane transporter activity; symporter activity; L-aspartate transmembrane transporter activity. Lineage: Eukaryota; Metazoa; Chordata; Mammalia; Chiroptera; Vespertilionidae. Gene Ontology annotation, biological process: L-serine transport; L-glutamate transmembrane transport. Gene Ontology annotation, cellular component: plasma membrane. The record is from RefSeq and is a predicted model, not a curated record.